CGAGUAUUGUUAGUAAUGGACAAUAAACACACACAAAAGGGAUAAAUCCAUCCAAAUUAAAGAACACCCAAAGAUUGUAUGAAUAUAAAAACACACAUAGCUCCCAAAAAAGAACUUGUCUUUCAUUCUCAUCUCUUUCACAAACCCCCCAAUCUCCAACAAGAAGAGACCUCUCUCUCUCGUAUAACUCUAAUUCUCUCCACCACAGAAGUCACACGUGUUAUCUUUCUUCAUCACCAUGAGCUCCUCCCCGGUCGUGAAAGGCCUGACCGACGAGGAGCACAAAAACCUCGAACAGGUUAUCAAAACUUACCAUCGGUUCGAACCAGACCCAACUACUUGCACUUCUCUCAUAACCCAACGCAUCCAGGCUCCCGCCUCCGUGGUUUGGCCUCUCAUCCGCCGCUUCGACAACCCUGAACGCUACAAACACUUCGUCAAAAGCUGCCGUCUUAUCUCCGGCGAUGGAGGCAUCGGAAGCGUCCGAGAAGUGACCGUAAUCUCCGGCCUCCCAGCGUCCACCAGCACCGAGCGGCUAGAGUUCGUUGACGAUGAGCACCGCGUUCUGAGCUUCAGGGUCGUCGGUGGUGAGCACCGGCUCAAGAACUACAUAUCAGUGACGUCGGUCAACGAGUUCUUGGAUCAAGACUCAGGUAAGGUCUACACGGUGGCUCUUGAAUCUUACACCGUUGAUAUACCCGAUGGGAACACAGAGGAAGACACAAAAAUGUUUGUGGACACUGUCAUCAAACUCAAUCUUCAGAAACUCGGAGUUGUCGCCACAGCUGCACCUAAUGCAUGAUGAAUAAUUUUCAAGGAUUGUAAUUAUAUCACCGUUCAAAUUGAGUCCACUAUAUUAAAGGUUGUUAAAAAACGGUAAGCAUUGAAUUGCAAUUAUUAUAUUUUUCCAGUUAGUACAAAAUAAUAUAAUAAUUUUUUUGUGUAUAAGAAAAGGAAUCUAAUGGUCUAGAUUCGUGUAGAAGUUCUUUUGCCUUUCAUUUCUUUAAACUUUAAAGUGCUGGAAAAGAGAAGUGAGUCACAUUAUGCAUGCAGCCAUGUACUACUUCCAAUGGUUGUGUCUCCACAAGUUGUUCUACCUUUUCUGAUAGAAAGACAAAUACUGUUUUUCUAUUUCCCUUGUUGACAAUCUUUAAAUUAUACAUACACACUCUUGAUAUUUUCUUGU
Camelina sativa (false flax) is the source of this 1186-nucleotide messenger RNA. RefSeq names its product abscisic acid receptor PYL2. Gene Ontology annotation, molecular function: protein phosphatase inhibitor activity; abscisic acid binding; signaling receptor activity. The record is from RefSeq and is a predicted model, not a curated record. Gene Ontology annotation, cellular component: cytoplasm; nucleus. Lineage: Eukaryota; Viridiplantae; Streptophyta; Magnoliopsida; Brassicales; Brassicaceae. Gene Ontology annotation, biological process: abscisic acid-activated signaling pathway.